Messenger RNA from Rubroshorea leprosula, 455 nucleotides. Lineage: Eukaryota; Viridiplantae; Streptophyta; Magnoliopsida; Malvales; Dipterocarpaceae. The record is from the annotation of a GenBank genome assembly.
GUAAGACAAAAGACAUCUUACCAAACAUACAAGUGCAGAGACAACUUACAAUUCCUUGAUCAGCAACAUGGCAAAGUACAACAUUUGUGCAAUUUUUGCUAUUUUGUUUAUGGUAAGUGGAGUGAUCAUGACUCUGGAAGGAGCUGUUGAUCCUAUCAAGGAAAAUAAUUGUGAGGGCAAGAUGGAUACAAAUUGUGUUCUUGAGGUUUUCGGUAGUAUAUUCAAGAAUGGAACUGUGACCCAGCAUUGUUGUCAAGAGCUCAUUGCACUAGGUCAAGUUUGUCACUACGCAUAUGUGAAUAGGGCUCUCCAACUGCCUGAAUUCAAGAAUGAAAACUCAUCAAUAAUUUUGGCAAAAGCCAAGCAAUCAUGGGACACAUGUUAUUCAGUUUCACCAACUCCUUCUCCAUGAGAAGGUUAUAUUGGCUUUUCUCAAAUAAACAUUCUAAAAUAAU